This is a messenger RNA of Beta vulgaris subsp. vulgaris (sugar beet), 902 nucleotides long. Its product is annotated as style cell-cycle inhibitor 1-A. Lineage: Eukaryota; Viridiplantae; Streptophyta; Magnoliopsida; Caryophyllales; Amaranthaceae. The transcript is spliced from 4 exons. The coding region runs from base 86 to 565 and encodes 159 amino acids. The record is from RefSeq and is a predicted model, not a curated record.
UAUAGAAUUUUUUUUUAAAAAAAAGCCUCAAUUAGAUAUAACUUUGUUCAAAGGCCUCCCCCCUCUCACUUCAAUCAACAAAACAAUGGGUAGUGAAAAAAAAUCAAAGGACGAAAGUAGGAAAAGAAGUGCUGACUCUCAUUCUGAAGAUGAAGGUAAAACAAAAAGGCACAAAACUUCGGACGAUUAUGGAGAAGGUAGCAGGAAAAGAGACAAAAAAGAGAAAUCUCAUCACAGUAAAUCUCACAAGUAUUCCAAAAGUCAUUCAGGAAAAGAAAAGAAGUCAGAAAAGAAGCACAAAACUGAAAGUUCUAAACCUGGCCGACAUCCAAUAUCUGAUUUCAAAGAAUUGUCAAGUGAUGACUACUUCGCCAAGAACAAUGAAUUUGCUACAUGGCUAAAGGAGGAGAAACGGAAGUUCUUUUCAGAUCUUUCCUCAGAUUCUUCACGAGAAUUGUUCUUGGACUUCGUAGAAGUCUGGAACUCCAAAAAGCUGGAUUCCAAGUACUACAAGGGCAUAGAAUCAGCACCACGGUCAUCUCAUAAGUGGAAAAUAAAAAAGUAGACAUGGCCAACGACACUAGUGUUCACUUUGUAGAUUUUCCUUUGUUCUUUUUUUCAUGGCUCAUUUCUAGACCUGGAUUUUCUGGAUGACAUGCUUAGUUAUUAGGUAUAGAUAAGAACUGAGUUGUUUAGAAGAUGAUGCAAAAUUGGUUAGAAUGUGUAGAAAACCUCACUAGACUGCAGUGUUAUAGCAUCUUAAAUUCACAUCUAUAGGGCUCAAGUAGUUUGUUAGAUGAUCUAGUCUCUUGCAUCAGAUUGAGUUACUUUUGUUAGGUUUCUGGUGUUAAUCGUAGCCCAAGAAGAUAAUGAAAGACCAACAGGAUUUCUUACUGGUUCAA